AUGGCCAAACCGAAAAAUCUAAAUCACUUGGUGAAACUUAUUGUCGGCGCCGGCCAGGCGUCUCCACAGCCUCCUGUUGGUCCCGCUCUUGGUUCUAAAGGUGUCAAGGCCAUCGACUUUUGCAAGGACUUUAAUGCCCGCACCGCUCACUACAUCCCCGGCGUGCCUAUUCCCUGCAAGGUCACCGUCCGCCCGGACCGGUCGUUUGUCUACGAAAUGAAGAGCCCGCCUACCACCUGGCUGUUAGUGCAAGCCGCGGGUGUUGAGAAAGGCGCUCCCGACGGCAAAACCACUGUGGGCACCAUUUCACUAAAGCAUGUUUACGAAAUCGCCAAAAUCAAAAAAACCGACGACAAACACAAGGAAAAGCAUCUCGAGAGCAUUGUGAAGAGCAUUCUGGGCACUGCAAAGAGCUGCGGUAUCGCCGUCGUGCCUUAA
Molecule: messenger RNA, 438 nt
Organism: Wickerhamiella sorbophila
Lineage: Eukaryota; Fungi; Ascomycota; Dipodascomycetes; Dipodascales; Trichomonascaceae
Product: 54S ribosomal protein L19, mitochondrial
Exons: 1
Coding region: 1-438 (145 amino acids)
Biological process (GO): translation
Cellular component (GO): mitochondrial large ribosomal subunit; ribosome
Molecular function (GO): structural constituent of ribosome; large ribosomal subunit rRNA binding
Source: RefSeq, a predicted model, not a curated record